AUGAUUCUAUACUCUUCUUCUUCUUCUUCUUCAAUCUCACACAAAGCUAGCCAUAACUUCUUGGUCUCAUCAUCCAUUGCCUCAGCUUUCAAUGCUUUGAAGAACUCCAAACGGUUUAUCUUUUGUGUUUCAAAGAGAAAUGUGGGUAAUGGGGUUGUGGUUUUAGCUUCAAAGGAAGCUCAUAACAGACCCACAUUGGAAAUUGUGUUUGACCCUUUCGAAGAGGUGAAGAAGGAGCUCCUCUUGGCCCCUACUGUCCCUUACGCAUCGCUCCCUCGCCAAAAGUACACGAACCAGUCUGAAGCAGCCAUCAAUGAGCAGAUCAACGUGGAAUACAAUGUCUCCUAUGUGUACAAUGCAAUGUAUGCCCACCACUGGCAUCCUAUGAUGAAGGAUAUAGCAUAA
Messenger RNA from Quercus robur (English oak), 405 nucleotides. Its product is annotated as ferritin-3, chloroplastic-like. The record is from RefSeq and is a predicted model, not a curated record. The transcript has 2 exons. Bases 1 to 405 code for a protein of 134 amino acids. NCBI's taxonomy places the organism in Eukaryota, Viridiplantae, Streptophyta, Magnoliopsida, Fagales, Fagaceae.